AUCCUUUAGGCACUAAAGUGCUUGAAGUUGUCCAUAUCAGCAUUUCGGCUCACACUUGUGACCAGUCUCUACACAAUAAGUUUGCUAGAGAAUGGAUUCCUACACAGCAGUCAUCUUGUUUAUUAUUUUAAUCUCCUUUCAUGUGGGACAGACACUACGCUGUGCAUACAAAGAAGAUGUAAGAACUUGCACAUGCGUUCAUGAAAUGCAAGCCAACUUCAGAGCAGCCCAAAAGAUCUGCAUGGAAAAUGGAGGUAAAUUACUAACCCCAUCGAGUAAAAGUAUCAACAGCUUGCUUUUCAACAAAGAUGGGCAUUUCUGGAUUGGAACAGAAGGUAAUUGUUUAAGCAGAAACAGGAAUUCUCGAGGUGAUUCUGUGACUCUAAACAGAGGAAGCGAAGAUGCGACGUGUUCCUCAAGGUGCAUGCUGGUUUCUAGUAACAGGAAUUUAACUGAGCGCUCAUGUGAGGAACAAGCUGACGGAUUUAUGUGUGACGGUGUUCAGUGGGAAAACUGCUGGGAGAAUACACCAUCCGAAGUGCAAAUUCUGAAUAACAAAGACUGUCUACUCGGUCCCUGUGAACACUAUUGUAAAAAGGUUCCCGGAGGCCACAUGUGUUCCUGUAAUCCAAAUUUCAGGCCAAAGAGGAAAUAUCCUGAACGUUGUGAGUACUACUGCAACUCUGACACCUGCCCAAUGCUAAGCGAUAUGUAUGAUUGCCCUGAAGGCUUCAUCAAAGAUGAGACAAAUUGCACAGAUUUAGACGAGUGCAGGUCUAAUCACCACAACUGUGAACAACAAUGCAUUAACACAUUCGGAAGUUACAAGUGUUCUUGUUCUGAAGGGUCCAAGCUGGUAAACAAAUCAAAAUGUGUUCGUCUUAUGAGUAAUACUCCAAUAACUGGCACGCUUGUUACACCUUCUGUAAAUUACACAAGAAAUCAUGCAGCUUUUGCGACUCCAGUGGAGUAUAUAGGUCUUAUCUAUAUAGGUCUUAUAUAUAUUGUCACCUUUAUGCACAAAAAAGUCCCAGCCUGAUUUUCUUUAACUGGUAAAGAAAUUCAAAAAAGUUUAUACAUAAAUUCCAGAUAUUAUUAGUCUGAAUGAUUCUGAAGUAAUAACAAAAAUGUGUGUUUAUAUUGCAUUUAUAAUGAAAGAACCUAUGAUGGGCAUUGUACCCAGAUAUCAUAUUUUAGGAUGAGUAAAAGAUACUUUAUUGAGAAACAUAUAAACCUAAUAGUUAUUAUAUUUUUUGUGUACUUACCUAUCAAAAAUAAUUUGACCUGACUGUGUAAGAGUUCAGGAGAGAGGUGGCAAUGCAACAUCCUCCUAUACUCUCAGCACCAAUGGAGGGGCACAUGAAUGCCUCAGCCCAUCCGGAUAUCACUGCCAACCACAUUUAUCACCCCCUAAAGAAUUUCCACCUUGAUAGUGCCCCAUGUUGCACAGAACAAAAAACUAGUUCCACAGACAUUUAAAUUCAAACUACUUCAAUGGCGACAAAGUGUUAUAGUUGUUCAUACAGCAAAGAGUACUUCUAACCCAGAUCAAGGAAAAAGCAGAAACGAGAACGUGUGUGUGAGAUUGUGUGUGUGAGAUUGUGUGUGUGUGUGUGUGUGUGUGUGUGUGUGUGUGUGUGUGUGUGUGUGUGUGUGUGUGUGUGUGUGUGUAUAAAAUCAGAAUUUAAUUUAAAAUCUGAAAUACUAUAUAUCUAUAUCUGUCCACUAACACAACUCAUUUUGACUCAAAUUUGUCACAAGAAAGGUGUUUGUGUUUUAAUGCCUUUAUAUUUACUCUCUUAAGGUGAAAGCCAGCGACAUUUAAUCUCUAUUUAAAUGACCUGAGAUAUCUGACUUACUGACAUGUUAAUCUGGACUCCAGCAUUAAUAUACAUAAAGUUUUUUCCAUCAAUGUUUUAUUUAAGUCUAUAUUCACACAUACAAUAUAUGUUAUAUAUGUGCUUAAGCAUGCUGUGGGUCUGUUAAUAGUUAAUAGCUUUGUUAGGACUUUACUUGUCUUCAAACACAAUCCUUUCAGUUUCACCAGAUCGCACAAGCCUCAUAUUAGAUUAAACACAAGUAAUCAGUUUUGCAUGUGACUUUAUGCAUACUGCAAAUAUUUAAGUGAAUUCAAGUGUUUUUUUGUUUUGUUUUGUUUUUUGUCUGAGCUUUGUUUCCAGUAAUAAAACACCACCUCACAUAACACCGCUGAAUAACAAUACUGAAAACUUCAGGGUUUCAAAUCUGAAGGGAAAAAUGUGUGGGUUUCUCUUUUGUCAUAUUUUAUUCAAUUAUUCAGGUAUUGGUUUAAGUCAUUUUUACUCUAGAACAAAACACAUUGUAAAAUUUGUGAAAUAUUAAUUGACAGUAUUGGAUUUUAACAGAAAUAAAACUAAAAAAAUAGCUACA
Messenger RNA from Tachysurus fulvidraco (yellow catfish), 2409 nucleotides. Its product is annotated as fibrillin-1. Gene Ontology annotation, biological process: cell migration. The transcript has a single exon. Gene Ontology annotation, cellular component: extracellular matrix; external side of plasma membrane. Lineage: Eukaryota; Metazoa; Chordata; Actinopteri; Siluriformes; Bagridae. The record is from RefSeq and is a predicted model, not a curated record. The coding region runs from base 92 to 1039 and encodes 315 amino acids. Gene Ontology annotation, molecular function: extracellular matrix binding; calcium ion binding; extracellular matrix protein binding.